AUGGCACAUAGACACGCGUUUGAAGCUGUGGGUCGAACAAUAAGAGACCUAAUAGCGUUAGACGACGAGACUGCACUGACCAAGCCGUUGGGAGGUAAAACAGUUUUACUAGGAGGAGAUUUUAGGCAAAUAUUACAUGUUGUUCCCCAAGGAAGUCGCCAGGACACAGUACAAGCCUCCUUAAAUCGAUCACCACUGUGGGGUUUCUGUCAAAUAUUCAAGUUGUCAAUAAAUAUGAGGCUAAAACAGUCAGAUGCAGCUUUUGCUGCUUGGAUUUUAAAAGUGGGUGAUGGUAAUUCAGUGUCAGCAAGCACUACACCUGAUGAACAUGUUGGAGGGUGCAGAAUAGCUAUAGACGAAGGGUUAAUGCUGCCAAAUGGAGGAAACCAUCUACAAGCGAUUAUAAGUGCUGCUUAUCCAGCUUUCUCUCAAUUCUUCAAACAACAAAAGUACUUGACCGAGAGGGCGAUCCUUACUCCGCGGAAUCAGACUGUUCGUGAAAUUAAUGACUUCCAGCUAUCCAUGGUGCCAGGCGAGACUAAAGAGUAUUUAAGCUCUGAUUCACUCUAG
Messenger RNA from Camelina sativa (false flax), 570 nucleotides. The record is from RefSeq and is a predicted model, not a curated record. Lineage: Eukaryota; Viridiplantae; Streptophyta; Magnoliopsida; Brassicales; Brassicaceae.